Molecule: messenger RNA, 1657 nt
Organism: Dendroctonus ponderosae (mountain pine beetle)
Lineage: Eukaryota; Metazoa; Arthropoda; Insecta; Coleoptera; Curculionidae
Product: tetratricopeptide repeat protein 5
Exons: 8
Coding region: 210-1562 (450 amino acids)
Molecular function (GO): protein binding
Source: RefSeq, a predicted model, not a curated record
UCACAAAAUAUCCCCCCUUAGGUGUUAUAAUAACAAUAAAUAGCAAGAUACAAAUUUUUAAAUUUCAAAUUCCCAAUAUUAAUUGAUUUCAAUUGAAAGCUCUUUGCAUAAAAAAAGUAGUGUAAAAAAACAGUCAAACACCUCAACUUUACAGCGUUCAACGUGUCGACGUUUUUUAUUGCAAUUUUCCCAAGAAUGGUUUAGGCUCGAUGAUUCCAGCUGCAAGCAUGAGUUUAGAGGCCACUAAUCAGUCCUGCGACUGCGGGGAGCCCCACGAAGACUUAAUUCAGUUUUUAGAGAACCUUGUCAACGAAUUAGGGUUUUUCAAAGAUAGAUACAUUCUAAACUACGGCAUUGAAAAUGCGGCAAACCAAUCGAGAGAUCUCGAUAGGCAGAUGGAUGAAAAGUUGGAAAUUUUUCUCAAACAUCAGUCGGCUGCCCUAGAAAUGAAUAAGCCCUAUUAUUAUUACCUAAAAGGAAAAUUGUUGAAUAUUAGUACCACCUACAGUAGCGAGGCUGAAAGCUUGCUAUCCAAAGCCAUUAAGCUUGAUCCAAAAAUAGUGGACGCUUGGAAUGAAUUAGGGGAAAGUUAUUUUAAAGCUAAUGAGUUUGCUAAAGCGCAAAGCUGUUUUGAAGGGGGCUUAAGAGAGAAGCGCAACAAAGUAUCUCUUCGGAACUUGGCAACUAUUUUGCGGCGGGCCCAGACUGAAACUGCGGAUUCAUUAAAAAAAAGGAUUGAACUGAUCACAUGCUAUUCAAAGGAAGCCCUCAAGAUGGACCCUCAAGAUGGCAAGUCUUGGUUAAAUUGGGGAACCGCUCAAUUGUACAUAUUCUUCGGAACAACCCAAUCCCCAUACACCAUCAAACAGUGCUUAAGUGCUUACGCUCAAGCGGAGAAAGACAUCAAUUGCAAAACUUCCGUCGAGUUGCAUUACAAUAAGGGAAUUAUUUUUAAAUAUCAAGAACUGUAUAAGCAGGCUUUGGAGUCGUUAGAGACAGCUGCUUUAUACGACCCGAUGUGGGAAGAUCCAAAGGUUCAAGGCGCGCAGUUGCUUCAGUACCUUCAGAAUAUUGUCGAAUUGAUUCGAACCAAAGGCAAAUUGAAACCGAAAAAACUGCUGCAGAUAUUGAAGACUAUCAACUCCAAAUAUCUGGGCCCCUAUUCAGCAGCCGGACAGUGUGGGGAAACUACAACUGCGCUUCAUAAUGUUCCAUAUAACGAGCUGCAACCGGGGUCAAAUGUUGGAAAAGUUAUCUUGGGCACAGUGAUUUGUUCAGUUGUGACUGAAUCAGGAGUGCCAUUUACAUUCUGCUCGAUAGAUAAAUCCGAAACAAUAAUCGUGACUACGUUGUAUAAUUUAGCAGCAGGAAAAGGAGUGAUAAUAGGCGACAGAGUUGCCAUUCCACAGCCCCUAGUUACAGAUAUUGAUUUUCAUUACAAAGAUAAUCAUUUCAAAUUCAGAACAGUCCGAGUGCAAAAUCCCAUGCAAAUGAUCGUCAAUGGCAAGCAGGUGGAUGAUAAAGUGGUAUCUAAUGCCUCUUUGUGUGUGUUGGACCAUUAGUGCUAUUUUAAUUUUUAUUAAUUUUAUAUUUAUUGUUUCUUUUUUUGAUAAUUUAUGUAACUGCUUUUUUUUAAAUAAAAAUCUAAACUAACUAA